Molecule: messenger RNA, 4030 nt
Organism: Lagenorhynchus albirostris (white-beaked dolphin)
Lineage: Eukaryota; Metazoa; Chordata; Mammalia; Artiodactyla; Delphinidae
Gene: KBTBD7
Product: kelch repeat and BTB domain containing 7
Exons: 1
Coding region: 726-2771 (681 amino acids)
Molecular function (GO): protein binding
Source: RefSeq, a predicted model, not a curated record
GAAUCUUUACAUUUUAGGCACAGUGUAAGCACUUAAUUAUUCUAAUCAACAAAUAUUUAUUGAAGCGUUCUAGGUCCUUCGCAGUUUAUCUCAUUUCAUCCUCACACAGUCCUAUGAAAUACUAUUAUCCCCAUUUUGCAAAGAGGGAAAAGUUCUCAGAGAAAAGUUACACAACUAAUGAAUACUAAAAUGGGGCUUCUACUGUGGAGUUCAAACCCACAGCUCUAAACCGUCAAAUCCGGGAGAAUAAACGCUUCCCAAUUCUGUUAGUCAAAGCAGUCAUCCCCCAGAAGCCUCGCGAUAUUACUCGAACUACUACUCCCAACGUGCAAAGCGGUUUCUGUGAAGCCGCCUAAGCGGCAGAGGCCGGAGGGCCUCGGCGUUCCUCGAGGCGCGGAAGGCAACCUGGGAGCCGUAGUUCUCCUGGACGCCUACCGGUAUUGCCAGCGCGGCGGUGGCGGAUCGCUCGGUUCCAGCCAGUAGGUACUGUGAGGGCGAGCUGAAGCGGAGAAAGGGCGCGGAACUGGAAACGGGUGAGUCAGGCACUGUCUGCGCGUUAAACAGAGGCGGCACCGCGGCGUAGGGUUGAGUUAAGUUAGCGCGGCCCCCGCGCAGUCUCUUUAGGGACACCGCGGUCUUAGCGUCCCCGAGCAGAGGGUGAGGAGGCGCCAGAGCCCGGUCCUUACACCCGUACUCGUCCUCAGCUCUCCGCCAGCAUCUCCACCAUGCAGUCCCGGGAAGAAGCUCCGCGCUCUCGCCGCCUCGCCAGUCCCCGCGGCGGAAGGCGGCCCAAGAGGCUUUCCAAGCCCUCGGUUUCGGCUUUUUUCACGGGCCCGGAGGAGCUGAAGGACACGGCCCAUUCCGCAGCCCUGCUGGCCCAGCUCAAGUCCUUCUACGACGCGCGGCUGCUCUGUGAUGUGACCAUCGAGGUGGUCACGCCUGGCAGCGGGCCUGGCACGGGCCGCCUUUUUUCCUGCAACCGUAACGUGCUGGCUGCCGCGUGUCCCUACUUCAAGAGCAUGUUCACCGGCGGCAUGUACGAGAGUCACCAGACGAACGUGACCAUGCACGAUGUGGAUGCCGAGUCCUUCGAGGUGCUGGUCGAUUACUGCUACACGGGUCGUGUGUCAUUAAGUGAGGCCAACGUGCAGCGCCUGUACGCCGCCUCCGACAUGCUGCAGCUCGAGUAUGUGCGUGAAGCCUGUGCCUCCUUCCUAGCCCGCCGCCUUGACCUGGCCAACUGCACGGCCAUCCUCAAGUUCGCCGAUGCCUUCGACCAUCACAAGCUGCGAUCACAGGCCCAGUCGUUUAUAGCCCACAACUUCAAGCAGCUCAGCCGCAUGGGUUCGAUUCGGGAGGAGUCUCUGGCAGAUCUGACCCUGGCCCAACUGCUGGCCGUCCUGCGCCUGGACAGUCUAGACGUCGAGAGUGAGCGGACAGUGUGCCACGUGGCGGUGCAGUGGUUGGAGGCGGCUCCCAAGGAGCGGGGUCCCAGCGCUGCAGAAGUCUUCAAGUGUGUCCGCUGGACACACUUCACCGACGAAGAUCAGGAUUACCUGGAGGGGCUGCUGACCAAGCCCAUUGUGAGGAAAUACUGUCUGGACCUUAUCGAAGGAGCCCUGCAGAUGCGGUAUGGUGACAUGUUGUACAAGUCUCUGGUGCCAAAGCCAGAGAGCAGCAGUGGCUGCAGCUCUCUUGUGUCCAUGGCAGAAAAUCCACCCCAGAGGCUGGGUAUGUGUGCCAAGGAGAUGGUGAUCUUCUUUGGACAUCCCAGAGAUCCCUUUCUGUGCUAUGACCCAUACUCAGGGGACAUUUACACAAUGCCAUCACCUUUGACCAGCUUGGCUCACACUAAGACUGUCACCUCCUCAGCUGUCUGUGUCUCUCCAGACCAUGACAUCUAUCUGGCCGCCCAGCCCAGGAAAGACCUCUGGGUGUAUAAACCAGCCCAGAAUAGUUGGCAGCAACUUGCUGACCGCCUGCUCUGCCGUGAGGGCAUGGAUGUGGCAUACCUCAAUGGCUACAUUUACAUUUUGGGUGGGCGAGACCCUAUUACUGGAGUUAAAUUAAAGGAAGUGGAAUGCUACAGUGUUCAGAGGAACCAGUGGGCCUUAGUGGCUCCUGUACCGCAUUCCUUCUAUUCCUUUGAACUAAUAGUGGUUCAGAACUAUCUUUAUGCUGUGAACAGUAAGCGCAUGCUCUGCUACGAUCCUAGCCAUAAUAUGUGGCUGAACUGUGCUUCUCUUAAACGCAGUGACUUUCAGGAAGCCUGUGUCUUCAAUGAUGAGAUCUAUUGUAUCUGUGACAUCCCAGUCAUGAAGGUGUAUAACCCAGCCAGGGGAGAAUGGAGGCGCAUUAGUAAUAUUCCCCUGGACUCUGAGACCCACAACUAUCAGAUUGUUAAUCAUGGCCAAAAGUUGCUCCUCAUCACUUCUACAACCCCACAAUGGAAAAAAAACCGGGUGACUGUGUAUGAAUAUGAUACUAGGGAAGACCAGUGGAUUAAUAUAGGUACCAUGUUAGGUCUUUUGCAGUUUGACUCUGGGUUUAUUUGCCUCUGUGCUCGUGUUUAUCCUUCCUGCCUUGAACCUGGUCAGAGUUUCAUCACUGAGGAAGAUGAUGCACGGAGUGAGUCUAGUACUGAAUGGGACUUAGAUGGAUUCAGUGAACUGGACUCUGAGUCAGGAAGUUCAAGUUCUUUUUCUGAUGAUGAAGUCUGGGUACAGGUAGCGCCGCAGCGAAAUGCACAGGAUCAGCAGGGUUCUUUGUAAAUAUUUUGAAAUACUAAGAUGUUUCUACUGCUAUGGAAUAUAUCUUAAAAAGAUGUCCUUUUCUUUUCUGGAAAAAAAAAUUGAUUAGGGCUGCACAUUUGGCUUAGAAAGGGUAAUGUGUGAAUUGCUAAUGUCAUGUUACAAAGUUUAAACAGUCCGUGAAAUCAACUAUAUAAUGAUAUACUGUGCAGAAAGUCCAGAUUAAAGUAUGCAAAACAAUGAACCAUAUAAUUGAUUAGAAUGCUUGGUGGUUUUCUUCUUUGUUCAAGUAUUUGUUGCACCAGUGAAUCGUUUUGAUUAGUUACACUGUUUAUAUUUUGAUUAUCUAAUUUAGUCUUGUUAGUUUUUAAAUUCUAUUUAGUGUUGUGAGGAAAUUAGCUUUUUAAUUUUUAUAUAGAAAAUUGGACUAGAAAUUGUUGGUAGGGUUUUGAAGGUUUAUAUCUUCCUUCAGAAUAAUGAAAGUAGUAGAUUUCCCAAAUUUUCAAAUAGUCAGUUUUUAGGAUUCUAAGUUAAUACAGUUUGUUAAAAUUUGGUUUGGUGUUCUUCUCUUCUGCAAAGAAAAAAAUUGGACAUAUAUAUUAAGGUUAUUAAAGAGUGAUUUCAUUUUGAUAAUGUGCAGAAUGGUCUUAAGCACUCACAGAAAGUAAAAAAAAAAUCAGGAUUCCACUGUUUUAAAAGAAAUUUCAUUUUUAUUUUUGGAAUAUAAAAUGUGUAUUUGCUAAAUACGACCAUUUUUCUAUCUUAAAAAAGACCCAUUCUGGUAGCAUCACCAACUAUUUAGACCCUUCUAAACCAAAAGCAAUAGGUAAGUUGCCAUAUUUUUUCAUCUAUAUCUGAUACAUGCUUCGUUGAAUCAGGGGAACAAUCGUUUUUUUCACUGGACAUGUGAUUGGGUAAUGUACAUUUUUAUCCGUUGGUCAUGCCUUGUCUUAAAACGUUUAUAUGCUCUCCUACAAUAUUUUGGCUGUAUAGUUUUGCUGUUUGUCUUAGAGGAUUCUUUAGCAGGAAGUGACUUUUGUGAGUCGAUACUGGUUUUGAAAAUAUGUAUAAGCUAAAAACAGUGUUUUAUUGAGAUCAGUAGUAGUUAUUGUGUCUAUCAACUCUAAAAUCCAGUGCCAGAAGAGAACUUUAAAACUUUAAGCUGUGUAUAGAAUUGUUUUAUGUAGCGUUGAAAUUUUCUGUCAGUUUUGUAAGUCACUGUAAAUGAUUAUCAGCUUGAAGCUAUUUUUGUAUUAAAAGUUGACAGUUAAAGAACAUAA